Macadamia integrifolia is the source of this 7693-nucleotide messenger RNA. Its product is annotated as cysteine-tryptophan domain-containing zinc finger protein 7-like. NCBI's taxonomy places the organism in Eukaryota, Viridiplantae, Streptophyta, Magnoliopsida, Proteales, Proteaceae. Gene Ontology annotation, molecular function: zinc ion binding. The record is from RefSeq and is a predicted model, not a curated record. Bases 557 to 5845 code for a protein of 1762 amino acids. The transcript is spliced from 15 exons.
GUCUUCUGGGUAGAUGAGGUCUUUCUCUUUCCGAAGCUAAAUUAUGAUUUCACAAGGAGGGUUGGGAGAAGACGGAAGAAGGAAAAGAGAGGAAAUAAGCAGGAAAAAUACAUAAUUAAAAAAAAAAAAAAAAAAAAAGGGAAAAAGAAAAACACAGCUCUUUCCUCGUUUGUAUUGUUAACUAACAUCCAAAACCAGAAGUUUUUUGUACAGCGAAUCGAUUUGGAGUUCGUCAGAGAGCGUUUCAAGACGAUCUCAAGUCAAGAGGGGAUUCCGAAUCUAUUUUGCAAGUGUUGACAUCGUUCGUGGUACUCCUUUGUGUUGUUUUAGGGAGAAAAAAAAAAAAGAGGAAAAAAAAAGGAAAAAAAAAAAAGACUUUGUUUUUUAGAGGUUUGUUUCGAUGAGGGUCUAUGAUUUUGUUCGAUCAUUAUUGUUACGGGGUGAUUUGCUUGGUGGGUUUUGAUGUUAGAGUUGGGUUCGGCUGAUUUUUCGGUUUCGAGUGAUGUAGGAUUUUAAGGAAAGUGGGUUUUUUUGAAGGGGAAUUUGAGGGUUUUUGAUGCUCUCCCUAGGGAAUAGGGAUGAUGGGAGGAAAGGGUUAGGGUUAGGGUUUGGUGUUGGAGAAGAGAUGGAGGAGACUGAGCUUGAAGAAGGCGAAGCUUGCUUUUAUCAGGAGGACGAUGCAAGGAUCGACCCUGAUGUCGCUCUCUCUUACAUCGAUGAAAAGCUUCAAGAUGUCUUGGGCCAUUUUCAAAAAGAUUUUGAAGGUGGGGUUUCUGCGGAAAAUUUGGGGGCAAAAUUUGGUGGGUAUGGUUCGUUUUUACCUACCUAUCAGCGAUCUCCUUCUGUUUGGUCUCAUCCAAUUACUCCACCAAUAGUGCAAAACCACAAUACACCAAGAUCGCCAAACCAUUUGCCACUGGAGGGUGCACGUCAGAACUCUUCAGUUCCAUCAAGUGCACCCUUCUCUGUCAGGCCUGGACCUGCUUCUAGCAGUGCUGCACCGCCAGCUGUUUCGAGGGUCCCAUCUGUGGAAAAUUUAGUUAAAAAAGAUGUAUGUUCAUAUCCUGCUCGUGCCUCUGUGGAGUUCAGUCCAAAAACUGAACGUUUAAAUAAAUCGGUUAAUCCAAAUGACCAGAAAACACUGAAGGUUCGAAUCAAAGUAGGUCCUGAUAGCAGUUCAGCUAGGAAGAAUGCCGAGAUAUACAGUGGUCUCGGCCUUGACAUGUCUCCUUCUUCAUCAUUUGACGACAGCCCUGCUGAAAGUGGAGGGCUGUCUCCUGAAUCUCGAAACUUCCUGGAUGAAUCUCCGACUAGUAUACUUCAGAUUACAACAUCUUUUCCCAUCCCCGGUGGCCUGUUGCUAUCACCUCUGCCUGAUAAUCUGCUCCACUUAUCCAAAGAAGAAAAGCUUCCGAGAGACGGUAGAUAUGGGCCUGCCCACAAUGGUAGCCAGGAAGGUUCUGGUAUGCCAGUGGAUGAGUUGUCUUCCGCAAUGGUGGCUAGCAAAGCAUUGGGCGAGAAGAAAUCGAAGUCAGUGGAGAAAAGUGGGAGGUCUUUAGAAGUGAAGAAUGGGAGUGGUAAAGAUUCUGGGAAUGACAUAGCUGCUCUUUUGAAGAAGGAAGUAGACAUUGAGACCUCUGCAGGCGGGGAGCUUGUUCCUAAUUCCAUGAAAUUUCCUUUUUUAUCCGGCUCAAAAUUUGGCACAGGAGAUACAACAAAAGGUGCUGUUAGGGCUCCUGAUACUUCUAGGGAAAUCAGUAAGUGUCCGGGGAAGGACAAAAUAUUAUUUUCGUACUCAGUGAAGGAGGAAGCCUUGGAGUCUGUGCCCAGCCAAGACGUGGACAUGGUUGAUAAACAGAGUAUGAAGAUGAGUUCAGCAGAUAAGAUAUUGGACACAAGGAAAGAAAGGAGCAAAGGAAACAAGAGCUCUGACACCUGUGGGACUGAAUCAGAUGCUGCCAAGGUGGGGAAAGAUCUUGAUAGUGGACCCGCAGGUGCUCCAAAACAGAAGUUUGGGUUGAAAUCUACGUCCUCUGAACAGGAUGGAGUGAAGAGGCCCCAUGGGAAGGAGCAGCUGUCGUCUAGUGGCAAAAAGAAAUCAAAGGGAAGCCAAAGUAAUGGAACCCCUGCUGCAGAGUUCCCAAAGGAAAGCUUGAAGGUUGUUUCGUCGUCAGCAUCAAAAGACAAGAAGAAAAAAUGUCAACCUGAUGAUUACCCAUCUAAAAGCAAAUCGGAUGAUGUAAAAUCACGCAAAGACUUGGGGAAGACCAUGGACAACCAUAGGGAUUUAACUGGUGAUUCAAUAGUGGUGCAAGCUGAGGAUAGAGUAGACUCACUGGAAAUGCCUUUUAAAGACCGGCGGAGUGACUCAACAAAGCCUGAGUUUUUUGAUAAAGAAAUCCACACAUUGGCAGACAAUCCAAAAAACAGAUCAAAUGGUAAAAAGAUUGAUAAUCAAUUGAGAUCAGAGACAUCAAGGGCAACCCUGACAGCUGCUUCUUUAAUGGAAAAUGGGCCUGGUUCUGAUGCAGCUCAUCCCCCUUCUGUUGUUAUAAAGGAAAAUUGGGUUGCUUGUGAUAAGUGUCAAACAUGGCGGCUACUACCUUUUGGUGUGGAGCCCACGGUUCUUCCAGAGAAGUGGCUGUGCAGCAUGCUUGAUUGGCUGCCUGGAAUGAACCGGUGUGAUUUUAGUGAAGAGGAGACAACAAGAGCUCUGUAUGCAGCGUACCAAGUCCCCAUCACUGAGGGUCAAAAUAACAUACAUAGUCUGCCUGAUGGAGUAGCCUUGGAUGAGGUCCGGCGUCUUGAUGAUAGCCACCUUGAUGUCAGGUUGCAGGCUUUGCCUGGUAGUGCAAAGAAGAAACCGGGUUCAAAGGAAGCAUCAAGUGCAGCUAACCAUGUGGGCUCCAUUCACUUUUCAAGUUCUACAAAGAAGAAUCAGCAGGCGUCUGUGAAGAGUAGAAGCUUAAAUGAUGUGAACCAGGUUCCUUUGGAUUCCAAUCCUGUGAACAAGCCUGUCUUACAACAAUUAAGUAAGUCAGGUGACUUGUCUGUGGAUAAACUCAUGCAUAAGCAGAAGGAGAAACACAAACUGUCUGAACACUAUUUAGAUGGAGGUGUUGCCAAGCCCUCAAAAAAAAGCAAGAGGGAAGCUGAUCAAAAUGAACAUAAAUAUUCUAAGAAAAUGAAGACAGAAGGUAUGUAUUAUACUGAUGAUGAUUGGAAUUCUGACCUGGGGGUUGCCCACCCCUGCACAAGUGGUGGUGGUUUGCCAACUAAGGCACCUGGAAAGGAAUCAAAUAGAUGUAAUGGGCACUUCCCUUUGAAGAAUCCAAAGCGUGAUGGAAGAGGCAGUUUUCCAGCUUCUGUAAAGAAACCAAAAGAUCAAGUUCAGGUUCCUCUUGAUGGUGGUUCUGCCCUGAAUUUGAGGAAAUCCAAUAAAAUGAAUGUUGCUGCUAAGAAGAGGAAGGUGAAGGAGUGGCAGGAGAGUCAAAUUUAUCUAGAUCCAAGAAGUGAGCAUCACCUUCAUGACAGCAAGGGAUCUGUUAAGGUGGAGACCAAUGACAGUGAACGCGGAAAGGAAAAGAAGGCCAGGGCUUCUAAAUCUGAGCCAAAGGAGUACAAUACCAGUAAGGGGGAUGGUAGAUCAAACAAAAAGGGUAAGGUGACGAAAAUUGUCUUGUCCGGAAGUAGAGAUCGACCAAUUGAUGGAAUGGAAGCAGAAGCUGCAUUUUGUAUGGAGAAGGACCAGCAACUAGGGCAAUAUAGGGUAGGGAAAAAUGUGUCUCAACGGACCUUGGAUGUUUCAGAUUCAUUAAAAAAGGAUCUGGGAUAUGGACAGCCUUCCAUGGCUGCCACUUCAAGCUCUUCAAAGGUUUCUGGAUCUCGUAAAACUAAAAACAACUUCCAGGAAGUGAAAGGUUCACCUGUAGAAUCUGUUUCAUCUUCUCCUUUGAGGUUGUCCAAUCCAGACAAGCUUACAUCGGCAAGAAGAGAUAUGUUAGGAAAAGAUGAUGCAAUGAACUAUGGUGUCUCUGUCAUUGGUAGCCCAAGAAGAUUCUCAGAUGGAGAAGGUGAUGGUGGCAGUGUUCGGUCUGGUAUAGUAAGGAAGGAUAAUCCUUUUCAUAUGUCACAUCAUGGAUCCCUGGAGUCUCCUGUGCUGGAUUAUCAGGGCAAGGAUUCUGAUCACACCUCUGUUGGAAAAGGGAACAGACAGAUUGAACCUUCUGAAUUUAAACAUACCCAUAUGGUGAAUGGUGAUGCUGAUACCACGGAUACGUAUAACCGAUAUCAGAAUGAACUGCGGGGUAAGGACCAUGGCCCCAUUGAGGAGAGGGUGAACAACGGCCAUUACCAUGUUAAUGGCUAUCUUCCUCGGAAGUCUGGGAAGGGAUCCUCAUCACGGUCUAAAGAGAAACACAGAAGUUCCAAAUCUAAUUUUGAUAAAGGUAAGGUCAAGCUUUCUGAUUCAUUCAGUGGGCAAGAAGACAUGCAUGCAACAAAAGGCUUGAGGUAUGAGGCUGAGAUUGAAUCUUAUGAUCGUUCUCCUUACCAUCAAGAAACAAGGGAUGGGAAAUACAGCUCUCAGGAUAAAUGUGCUUUUAAGUCUGACAAGGAUGAGAAGACUUACUUGGGUAAGAAAGAUUCUACCGGGAAAUGGUCACACGAGAGCAAUAAAAGGGAAAACCCAUCAAAAUUUGGGGGACAUGAGGACUCAGAGGUGAAAGUCAUUUGCAGCAAAGAUGGGAAAUCCACCUCACAGCAAAAUUUGCUGCUGGACCGUGAUGGUGAGAAGUCCUCUAGUCGGUUUCUUCCGGAUAGAAUUGAUAAGAUGGAUGUAGCGUUGAGGAGAGGGAAGUCACAAUUCUUCCCUCAUUCUGGAGAUAAACAGGAUACACAGUCUCGAUGUCCUCGACCAAUGCCAGGAAGUGCAUCUGAUGUUUUACCUGUUGAUGCUUCUGGUGGUGGGGUUGGUGAUGCAUUGAAGGUUUCAAGUCACACUGGGAAGCUUGAUAAUCACAAUGGAGCUUGUCAUAGUAAUUUGAGACAUCCCACACCUAAUGGUCUUGGGGUCAGGGAUCUCAAUAGCCUCAAUGCCCCAAGUCCAGCUAGAAGGGAUUCUUCUGGUCAGGCUGCUGCCAAUAUUGCAUUGAAGGAAGCCAAAGAUCUGAAACAUACUGCUGAUCGUCUUAAGGAUCCUGGGUUAGAUCUUGAAAGGACUAGGCUAUACUUCGAGGCGGUUUUAAAGUUUCUUCAUGCUGCCUCACUUUUCGAACCUUUUACUAAUGAGAUUACCAGAUCCACGAGUGUUUAUAGUGAGACUGCCAGACUAUGCGGGUUUUGUGCUCAUGAAUAUGAGAGAUUGAAAGAAAUGGCUGCUGCUGCUAUGGCUUACAAAUGCAUGGAGGUGGCACACAUGAAAGUUAUUUAUUCCAAACAUUUUACUGCUUCUAAAGAUCAGAUCGAGCUGCAAAAUGCAUUGAAAGUGGUUCCUCCAGGAGAGUCUCCAUCCUCGUCUGCCUCAGAUGUUGAUAACUUGAACAAUCAGGCAGCUGUGGAUAAGGUUGUUGUAACCAAAGAUAACAAUAGUUCUCAGGUUGCUGGAAGCCAUGUCAUUAUUGCUAGAAACCGUCCCACCUUUGAGCGGCUGCUUGGCUUUACACGGGACGUAACUAGUGCGAUGGAAGCCUCAAGGAAAUCCCAUAAUGCUUUUGCAGCUGCCAAUGCUAGCCUGGAAGAGUCUGGGCAUAGGGAGGCUGUAAGGCGGGUCCUUGAUUUCAGCUUCCAUGAUGUGGAUGGACUACUGCGUCUUGCACGGCUUGCAAUGGAAGUAAUUAGCCGUUGAAUUUCAAUGGUCAUAGUAAUUUUCAACCCUGUGAGUAUGUUUUCUUUGGUUCAAUUCCAUGGUAAGCAGGCCUUACGGGAGGAAGGAAAAAGAAUCCGAGCUGGAUCUCUCGGCUGCACAUUCUUCUAAGAAAGAGCAUGCUAUUGCCAGCUCAACACCUCUGUACAAUGUGUACAAAAUGAGAGAACAUCAUUUUCUUGGUGAGCCUUCGGCAUGUUUUUGACACGGAGAAGGGUUAGCACAUUAUCCAAAUAUAUGAAGGUUGGGUUGAAGGAAGUGCCUCUUGCCACAAGUCAAGGCGUCUGCUACAAGCUUUAUAAGUUAUGGGAAGUGCAGUGAUGUGGCUCUAUAGGGGAGUCGGAUCUGGGAGAAAAAUGGAACAUUGAAUGCCUUCGAGUUGGCUUGAGGAGGCUGAAUACUAACGUAGCUCUGAUUUACGCCAUCUUUCUGGCAUUUCUGCAAAAGACUUCAAUUUUGUUUCUUCUUCUUUUCUUUUCUUUUCCUUUUCCUUUUUUGUUUUUUUUUUGUAAUUCAAAAAAUGUAAGUACAAAAUGUUGAUGGAGGUUGCCAAGUUGAUAAAAUUUCAAGCUUAGUUUAGUUCACUUUGUUGAAUCCCGGUUCAAAUUUUCCGUGAAUCCGAGGGAAAUGGAGAUGGCAGCCUCAGGCUGAGGCUACCUGUUGUUGCAGUUGGAAUGGUUUUUUACCCGUCGCUGAUAAAGGAGACAAGUAGGAAGAAAAUAGAUACAAAUAGAUUUAUAUAAGAUGCAAGAAAUUGUGGUACUCAGAAUUUAAGAAGUUGGAGAUUUUCCUGUGGAGUGCCUGGUUUAUUCUCCUUGAUGAAAAGGAGGAUGCCUGCCUAUUCAUAUGUGAAUAAAACUAAAUUAGAUCCAUGAGUGGGGCAAUUAAUAUUUGUUGGGGUUCAUCUACACCACCAGCUUGCAGAUGUAAUGAUCUCUGACAGGUAGGUAAAAAGGGUUGUGGUGGCGAUGGUGGCAGCAGCAAAAGAUCAUGAAUGAUGGGCCUCUUCAAAGUUUUUUCUUUGUAUUGACUUGUAAUUGAACACACCACCUUCCCAACCAACCACCCCCCCCCCCCCCGGGCGGGGGGUCAUGGGCCCUCUUUUCUCCCCUUCUCAAAAUAUGUCUCGUGAAGUUUUGAAACCCUAACCCCCUCCAAAAAGAAGAAAUACCUCAUCUGGGCAAUGUAUCAUGGUCUUGCAUUCUCAGAAGUGGGAAUACAAAAGAUGAUGCCCAAGAAGGACCACUUUCAUAUUGUCAUCAUUCUGUGUCCCAAGCUACAGGAACCAGCUCAGCCCCUUUGCCCAAAUCAGUGGAUGAAAACUGCGGUAGCAUAUGGGGAGUACAGCUACCACUACUACAUCUGAGGACCCACAGUGCCACCAACAUGGGUGCUCUCAUCAGUGUAUGGAAAAUAAAGUAAUGCUGCCAUUUUAAGUCCUGUUGGCUCUGUGAACUUCAAAUCAAUGUUGCAUUUUUUGUGGAUUGUUGUUCGUUGGAUGCUUUCAGGCCUAAGUAAAGGAGAACCAGAGGUUUUCAUUAAAAAAAGGAGAACCCAAGAGGGGAACAAGUCACUUCUACUGUUUUGUCUCUGAGAUUGUAAAUGAGAAAGAAGCAACAAUUAUAUUAGAGCAAACCCAAGACCUAUAAUUCCCCGUCCCUCUAAAAUCAGUAAGUAGCUGGACACAAUUAUCAGUGCUUUACUGUCUAUGGGAAGAGCUUUUGUUAGUGGAUGGAGGCUAUCAAAUAAUGCUGUAUUACAUUAGUUGUUUUUAUUGGUGUAAGGGGGCAAGCACUGGCAAAGCAUCUUGGUUGCCUCCGUAUGAUUCUA